AGAAAGUAAACACGAGAGGGCAAAAGGCAAAAAAGGGGCGUGGCAACAGUGAAAGCCAUGUGGUGUUUCGAUGCGUUGCCAUAUUCACAUUGCGUGCAGGAUGCCUAAGGCUGCAUGCAGCGGACAUCCCGAUCCCGUCGUUUUCUCUGCCAGAGUUCCGGCCGAUCCAUCGCUAGAUAUACGUAGAGAAACACUUCUUUCUUGUGCAAGAGCUUGGACGUGAGACACACUUAUAGGUUUGCUGUGGAGAAUCACGGCACAGACAUAUUUGUUGUGGAAAAACUUUGAAGAUAACCAUGGCAACAUACUUGAUCAGAAAGGCUGUACCAGGUGAUUGUGAGGAGAUUGUAAGGCUCAUCAAGGAACUUGCCGAGUAUGAGAGUAUGCCAGACCAAUGCGAAAUGACACCGGAGAAACUAAGAGCUGAUGCAUUCUGUGACCAACCCUUUGUACACCUGUUAGUUGCGGUGUGCACCGUAUCCAAGGCGACCGUAGCCUACAGCUCUUUCUCCUACAUGUAUAGCUCAUGGAAGGGCCGUACUGCCUACUUGGAUGAUUUAUAUGUCACACCAGCCCAUAGAGGCAGUGGGCUUGGAACAUCAUUAAUGCAAUCGGUUGCCAAGUGUGCGUUUGAAAGAGGAUGUAAUCGCAUGAACUGGAUUGUUCUGUCUUGGAAUAAGCGUCCGGCAGAACUGUACGCCCGGAUUGGAGGAGAGAAUUUGACCAAGAAAGAAAAUUGGGAAAAUAUCACACUAUUCCAAGAACAGCUAAAGAAUUUUGCAACCAAUUAUAAAGUCAAACUAAGUGCCGAUACAACGGUAAAUGUGCAGCUGUGAUUUUAUUUGAAUGCCCUUUUUUUAAUAUAUCUUUUAUAUGCAGUGUGGGUCAAAAAAAAGUUUACACCUAGAA
Strongylocentrotus purpuratus (purple sea urchin) is the source of this 909-nucleotide messenger RNA. RefSeq names its product diamine acetyltransferase 2. The record is from RefSeq and is a predicted model, not a curated record. Gene Ontology annotation, molecular function: N-acetyltransferase activity. The transcript has 5 exons. Bases 297 to 836 code for a protein of 179 amino acids. Lineage: Eukaryota; Metazoa; Echinodermata; Echinoidea; Camarodonta; Strongylocentrotidae.